Messenger RNA from Hymenoscyphus albidus, 2149 nucleotides. Lineage: Eukaryota; Fungi; Ascomycota; Leotiomycetes; Helotiales; Helotiaceae. The record is from the annotation of a GenBank genome assembly.
CCUCAUUUCUUCCUCACGCCAAACCACGAAUGAAGGUCGCAAAUCGCACUGUGAGCACCCAAUUCUUUCUUUGAACUCUCCCGGGAUACUAUGAUGAUUUCCAUAUAACAUUAGAACCGUUGCGACUGACACCUCCGGGUGGUUGAUCUCACAUCGAUCCGUUGUCUGAUAAUUUCCCCAUUUGAUACCAAACGAUUGUGCGCUUCUUGAGCAUAGAAUAUUGGCUAAUCUGGGUAUCAAUCACAGAAUGCGUGGCGCCUCUUCCCUCCGCUCGUUGAGGCCAUGUAUUUCUAGGAGUCUUUCCUCCGUGAGAAAUUCUCACUCCACGCCAAGCAAUCCUCUUCUUACCACGGCAAUCGUAGGAUCAAACCCUCGAUACCUGAACCGUUGCCAUUCGACAUCCGCAAAUACCGAAAGGUGUAGCAAGUUAGAGAGUGUUGGCGCCUUGAAAUGGCCCCGCAUUCGGAGUGACCGCAAUGCAGUCUCUAUCGCGAAAUAUCUUGAGCGUUAUGCCGAAUUGACACCCGGGGAAAAAAGACAUCAGAAAAAUGUCGUCGUACGGGGUAUGGAAUGAUAUAUGGCCCCGGUGCUUUGAUCACACGUACUCACGAUAUUCCAGGCCGGGUAGUCUCUGUUCGUAAAGCCGGUGGCCAAUUGUUCUUCCUGGAUGUUGAAGCGGGUGGCCAUUCCGUACAAGGUGUUUUUGAGGGCAAGUCAAUUCAUUCUGGCUCCUCGUCAAUUUUGCAACAAUUCAAUGAGGUCUUUUAUGUAUUGAGACCAGGGGACAUCGUUGGUCAGUACCCUGUUGAUGCUGUAAAUACACGUCCCUAACAUCAUUACAGCUUUGUCUGGCAACCCACACCGUACAAAAUCGGGACAGUUAUCGGUGUUUGGCACUGAUGUGCCAUCAAUCUUGUCACCAUCACUGAGCAUUCAUCCAAAGGAACUCACAGACCCGGAAGCUCGAGUUCGGAAUCGGCAUGUAGACAUGCUGGUCAAUCCAAAAGUACUACAGACUUUAAGGCUUCGAUCACAUGUCAUCCAAUACAUCAGAAAUUUUCUAUUGGAAGACAACUUUUUAGAGGUACAGACACCUAUAGUGGCUGGUGAUGCUGGUGGUGCCAUCGCAAAGCCAUUCAUAACGAAUGCGACAGAAUUUCCCGAAAAGCAGCUGGCGCUUCGCAUUGCUCCAGAAAUAUGGCUGAAACGUCUACUGGUUGGAGGAAUGGGGAGUGUAUUCGAGAUUGGGCCAGUCUUCCGAAAUGAAGGUCUGGAUGCAACCCAUAAUCCCGAAUACACCACUUGUGAAUUCUACAAGUCUUUCGCAAAUCUAGAUGAUUUGAUCAAAAUGACGGAGGACAUGGUGGUUGGUAUUGGAGGGCUCGUUAACGAGCUUCACGCAUCACCCAAGAAACAAUUCGAGGCAAUCCCAAAAGUUUCCGAAGCACUUCUUAAAUCACCUUUCCAACGUCUCGAAUUUGUCCCUACAAUUGAGAGGCAACUUGGCUUCAAACUUCCAGAUCUUCUUUCCCAUACUGCCACCGAAGAGCUCAUGGCCAUUCUCAAGAAGAAUUCGAUAUCGAUUCCAUCGUCACCAGACUUGCCACGUCUACUUGACAGAUUAGCCACUGCAUACAUCGAGCCUUUGUGUGAUGGUCCUACAUUUGUUAUAAAUCACCCAGCAUGUAUGGCACCGUUAGCGAAGUCAUACAUUGACCCUUCCACCAAGCAAUUGGUCUCUGCUCGCGCGGAGCUGUACAUAGAGAAGAAGGAAAUCGCAAAUAUGUACGAAGAGGAGAACUCCCCAAUUGAACAACGAGAUAAACUCGUCCAGCAGGCAGCAUUCAGAAGAGAUGAGAACGUAGCUACUGUUGAUGAGAGCUACAUCGGUGCUUUGGAGUUUGGUCUACCCCCUACGGGAGGUUGGGGCUGUGGUAUUGAUCGUCUGGUCAUGCAUUUUGCUGGAGCCAGUCGCAUUAGUGAUGUCUUGCCCUUUGGGAGUUUGAGGAAUGUCGUAAACUUGGUCAAUCCUGCUCCGAGAACUAGAUGAGAUUUCUAUUAAGGCGGUGUAAGAUUCAUAUACAACUUGUAGAUUAGCGUAUAUAAAACCACAACCAUAUCAAAGAAUAAAGACAUUCUCAAAUGAUCA